AUGGCAGAAUCUAUAUCUAGCUUCUGGGGUCCAGUCACAUCCACGAAAGAGUGUUGUGAAAUAAACUAUGCCUAUUCAUCUUACAUUGCUGAAUUUUAUAACACAGUAUCCAAUAUUCCAACAGUACUUUUGGCUCUGAUUGGUCUUAUAAAUGCAUUAAGACAGCGGUUUGAGAAAAGAUUUAGUGUUCUUCAUGUAUCAAACAUGACACUUGCCAUUGGAAGCAUGUUGUACCAUGCCUCGCUGCAGCGUGUGCAACAGCAGAGUGAUGAAACUCCUAUGGUAUGGGAGGUGCUGCUGUACAUGUACAUCCUCUACUCUCCAGAUUGGCAUUAUCGCAGUACAAUGCCCAUCUUCCUCUUCGUGUAUGGUGCUCUUUUUGCCAUUGCUCAUUCAGUGUUGCAUUUUGGUAUUGGCUUCAAGGUGCAUUAUAUCAUUCUCAUUCUUCUCUGCAUUCCAAGAAUGUACAAGUAUUACAUUUACACUCAAGAUGCUUCUGCCAAGCGGCUUGCAAAGCUAUUUGUAGCUACUUUUCUAUUCGGCAGUUUGUUUGGGUUCUGUGAUCGUGUUUUCUGCAAAGAGAUUUCAAGUUGGCCAAUUAACCCUCAGGGUCAUGCUUUGUGGCAUGUAUUUAUGGGUUUCAAUUCCUACUUUGCCAACACAUUCUUGAUGUUUUGCCGGGCUCAGCAGCGUGGGUGGUCUCCAAAAGUUCGUCAUUUAAUGGGUGUAUUACCUUAUGUGAAGAUUGAGAAACCAAAAAGCCAGUGA
Messenger RNA from Sphenostylis stenocarpa, 768 nucleotides. NCBI's taxonomy places the organism in Eukaryota, Viridiplantae, Streptophyta, Magnoliopsida, Fabales, Fabaceae. The record is from the annotation of a GenBank genome assembly.